Syzygium oleosum is the source of this 1867-nucleotide messenger RNA. Its product is annotated as probable serine/threonine-protein kinase PBL3. Lineage: Eukaryota; Viridiplantae; Streptophyta; Magnoliopsida; Myrtales; Myrtaceae. The transcript has 6 exons. The record is from RefSeq and is a predicted model, not a curated record. Gene Ontology annotation, biological process: protein phosphorylation. Bases 257 to 1645 code for a protein of 462 amino acids. Gene Ontology annotation, molecular function: protein kinase activity; ATP binding.
CUCUCUCUCUCUCUGUCUUCUUCGUCGCGUUCCGUUCUUCUCCGAAGCUGGAGAAGAGCCAUGGAGGCGAGCGAGAGAAGGAGAGAGACAUCGACAUCGACAUCAACCUUUACCGAAAUCCCAUUUGGGAAGUAGAUGUCUCAUGGUCGUGUUCGUUCUCUUUCGUUAGCUCUUUCGGGGUCAGAGAUUCUUGUUUUUUUUAUUUCUCUUUGUAAGAAAAAGAUUUUGAGGUGGGGGGAGGAUACGAGAUUGGCAAAUGGGCAAUUGUUGCGGCUCCCGCAAGAAGGAAGAGAAGUCGGAGACGUCGCUUACUACCACCUCCGGAGGUUUAAAACUUACUCAGAGCAGUAUCCACUCUUCAACUGCUUUGAGUCCAAGUGUUCAACCUCGAGGUGAAAUGUGCAGACCUGUAAGUCUCCCCACUCCGAGAUCGGAAGGUGACAUACUAUCAUCUCCGCAUUUAAAAGCUUUCACAUACAGCGAGCUUAAGAACGCCACGAGAAACUUCCGUAAAGAUAGCCUUAUUGGAGAAGGGGGCUUCGGUUGCGUGUACAAAGGGUGGAUUGAUGUGCAAACCCUCGGUCCUGCAAGGCCAGGAUGUGGAAUGGUUGUUGCUAUCAAGAAGCUUAAGCCAGAGGGUUUUCAGGGUCACAAAGAGUGGUUGGCAGAAGUGAAUUACCUUGGUCAACUUCAUCAUCCAAAUCUGGUCAAACUUAUCGGGUACUGCUUGGAUGGUGAUAAUCGGCUUCUAGUGUAUGAGUAUAUGCCCAGGGGAAGUCUCGAAAAUCAUCUUUUCCGGAGGGGUGUCCAGCCACUUUCCUGGGCAAUAAGAAUCAAAGUUGCUAUAGGUGCUGCUCGGGGGCUCUCCUUCCUUCACGAGUCAGAGCAACAAGUCAUAUACCGUGAUUUCAAGGCUUCCAAUAUUCUUCUGGAUUCGGUACGUGUGCUCAAAAGAAUAGCAACUGCCAAUGAACUACAUAUCAAAUGGAGAGAUUCUGUCUAUCUAUUUUUUUGUACAUGUCGGCGCGCAUGCGCACUUGUGCUUGAAUAUAAUGCAAAACUUUCAGACUUUGGCUUGGCAAAGGCAGGCCCCACCGGCGAUCGGACUCAUGUUUCGACUCAAGUGAUGGGUACUCAAGGUUAUGCUGCUCCCGAAUAUAUAGCAACAGGGCGGUUGACUUCGCGGUGUGAUGUGUAUAGCUUCGGGGUUGUGCUGCUGGAGUUGCUCUCAGGACGUCGCGCUGUCGAUAAAUCAAAAGUCGGUGUGGAGCAAAAUCUUGUGGAUUGGGCUAAACCAUAUUUAAGCGAUAAGCGGAAGCUAUACCGCAUAAUGGAUGUGAAAAUGGAGGGGCAGUAUCCUCACAAAGGAGCAUUUAUGGCCGCAUUCCUUGCCUUCGAGUGUAUUGGCGAUGCCAAACGUCGACCUUCAAUGACUGAGGUCCUGGCAAGACUAGAGAAGAUCCCGGUGCCCAAAGAGUUGACGGCUCCUGCUAGACAGGAGCAGCAGUUCGGCGCGUCAUCUCCAGGACUGAAGUCUCCGUUGCAACGCGACUGCCCUUCGCCGGCUGUCAGGACCCCGAGGGGAUCAUCCCCGUUGAUAACGCCAAGAACCCCACAAUCCGCUAUGAGAUCGCCUCGUCAAUGAAGUGCCACGGCAGAUUCUUUUGUACUGCACACACUUGACAGCAAUGUACAUCCUUCCUAUUCUCUAUAUCCUGUACUCUGAUCAGCAUAUGGAAGCUUUUGUUCUGUAACGAUUCAAGAAUUGUAAGAGGGGAAAUUUUGAAUUGGGGCGGAACUAGAGCUAGACUUCACUUCAUCCAAUUUCCAUGAGAAUUUAAAUAUUUGGGGUUCGUUUGUCUUCUGA